This is a messenger RNA of Cercopithifilaria johnstoni, 1347 nucleotides long. The record is from the annotation of a GenBank genome assembly. Lineage: Eukaryota; Metazoa; Nematoda; Chromadorea; Rhabditida; Onchocercidae.
AUGGGAUGUGUCCUAACAUGGCCAGAAUAUUUCCAUUUAGUUGACUGUUUUAUUGCAACUGAAAUAAUGACAGAAGAUCCGGAAACGGGUACAAAGAAGCGUACGGUGAUAACGGAGCGAGUAGUUACAACCAAAACAUUUCAUAUUUUACCGAUCGUUGGUGAUCCAAAUCAAUCAAUGACAAUGGUUAAUGAAACAACAGUAUCUCAUCCUGAAGUGUCCAAAUUAACUUAUAAAGAUGGUGAAAUAUCAUCUCUUUUGCCAUCUAAACUGUCACCCACAGCAACCACACGAGUUAUACAACUAAAUCAUAAUCCAUUCAAUGAUAUUGACUACGAUCGAGUUGCCAAUUUGAUCAUUAUUACCCGAGUGAAGCUUGAUUCCAUCGUCAAAGAUAUUCGUGUAGGCGAUGCGAUCAUUGAAAUCAAUGGAAUACCUGUCAAUGAAAUCAAUAGGUUAACAGAAUUAAAUGAUAACAUAACAUUGAAAAUAAUGACAGCACCUUUACAUCAAGGGCCAUCAGUGUAUUAUCGUGCAGCAUUGGAUUAUGAUAGUUCACAUGAUAUUCAUGCACCAAUUAAUUUCAAUGUUCUGAAUUUGAAAAAGGGUGACAUUGUCCAAGCAUUCAGCAAAGAUUCCAAUUGGAUUCAGGUCAUCGGACGAAAAGUGGAUGAUCUAAAUCAAACAGGAUUAUAUCCGGUAAGUAUACUUGAUGAAAAGGUCUCGCUGCUUUCUCCGUAUGGUCGUCGAGUUGUGGUACUAUUGGGUGUUCCAGGUGUUGGGCGCAGAACUCUCAAAACGAUGCUUUUGAAUCAUUUACCGCAAUAUUUCGCAGCAGCCAUUCCUUAUACUUCGCGAGCUCCAAGACCAAAUGAGCUAGAAGGUCGCGAAUAUUAUUUUCGAACGAAGAAGGAAAUGUUAGAGAGAAUUCGAGCCGGUGAUAUGAUCGAAUGGGGUGAAAUGCAUGAACAACUUUACGGCACUAGUCUGGAAACAAUACGAAGUUGCAUUCGAAGCGGACGAGUUUGUUUGUUAGAUUGUGAGCCGAAAGCUUUACGACGUUUAUACAAUGCAGAAUUUAUGCCACUUGUUGUGUUAAUUGCUCCUCCAGAAAUUGGCAUUUUUCGACAAAUAAAUAAACUUCGUUUACGACCUUACACUGAAGAGGAAAUGGAAGGUUAUAUUCGGGAAAAUAAGGAAUUGAUGAAAAGUAAUUAUGCUAAAAUGUUUCAUAUUGUUUUGGUGAACAGGAAUUUGGAUGACACUUUCAACAGAUUGAUGGAGAUUUUGAGUAAAUUGAGAAAUGAAAUGCAAUGGAUACCAGAAGUUUGGCUACAUCGAACAUAA